AUGUCCGAAGAUAACGAUUCAGCUACCCACAGUGAAAGCGAGUCUACCAUUGAAGAGUUGGAGGUGGGUGGAGUCAUCAGAAUUCUUGAGCAAGCCGCAGAAGAUGCUGUGGAACUGAAAGAUUGGCUUCUGUAUUCCACCGUCCUUGAUUAUUAUCUUUCUGACCGCGAGAAAUACACCACGAAAGAGCAAGAACAGCUCUUGAACAGCUUGGCACAAUCGUUGUCCAACCAUAAGGAUCUUGUUUACCAUGCUGGUUGGGAUAUUCCUGGGUUAUUGAUAGGGUAUAUCGAUCAGGACAGAGUGAGUGCACCAUUGCGAACGUUACCAUGUCUUCUGCAAAUUAUGAAGUGCUUUGAAACCUUGGCAUUACAGGGAAAUCACAAGGAAUUGCUUUUGAAAGGCUGUGAGUUGUUAACUUCUAUUAAAGUUGAAGACCAUACUUAUAUUGAUGAGGUACUGGAAAAGAAUUCGUACUACCAAAUCAAAGUGCAUUGUCUCAUCGAAUUGAUCAAUUCGAGCUUGCGCAACAUCCAGACUCUUUACCCUUCUCGUUUCUUGGCCAUGGCUGUCACUGCUCUUUUUAAUGUGAUUGAAUAUUGCAAGGAUGAACCGGUGCUUCGUACUUUCUUGAUGAAACGUGCUUAUAGUUUUGCCCGUGAUUAUUCGGCCCCAACCCUCGUUGAUGUUCCUGAUCUCAGCGAGGAGGAGCUCAACAAGAUCAAAGAAGAUGAAGCUUACUUACAGAGAAAGCUUUUGCGUGGGUUCGUUACCCAAUUCAUUUGCAUUUUGUCCACCAAAUUUCCCUUCGAAAUGAGCAGUGAUUACGCAUCUUACUUGGCUUCUGGAGACAGGCUGAACGAUGACUGGUUUCAUAUUCAUCAAUCCUACCCUGCUUACGGUCGUACAUCUGAAUUGGUGCUUGCAUUUGACAUUGAUUUGCAACAAAAACUCGAUGCAUACGUAACUUCCUCGCACGAACUUUUCCAAGGUUUCGACUACAAAGAAGACCAAGACGAGUUGACUGCCAAAAUUUUUCUGGUUAUUCUCAAAGACCACGAAACUAAUGCUUCUAAUACCAUGUUGGAUGGCAGUGGAGAGAAACUUACCGACUCUAUUGACGGUUGCUUAUUGCUUUAUAGCUACCUUCAAUGUGCCCGCAAUUCCUGUGAUGAGAUAAACUUGACAUUUAAUGAUGUCCUCGUUUGCACUUUAAGGCUGGUUGUUCCGGCAAUGUUAAACCCAGUCUACUUGAAUUGUGGUCUUCAAGAUAUGGUUGUAUUCUGGGCAUGGGUAGCAUUGAACAAGCUGCAAGAUGGAGUCAAGCUGCUAAAGUUGGAGAUAUCUACAAUCUCCUCUACGUUGCUCAAGAUAUACUAUCAGUGUCUCUUAUUUAUCACCCUUACUCAAUGGCAGAUAAGUGGUGUUCGUUCGGCAACUUUAACCUUGUUCACCAAGCUUUUGACCCAUACACACGAAAAUAUUGCCUAUGAAUUCAUCCAUGAUACCUUGGAGAACUUUCCUCACGAAUCGAUCAAGGGUGCAGUCAUUGGAGUUCUUAAAGAAUUGAUGACUAAAGAACGAACGUCGUCGAUGAACGAAGAACUUGACCUCUCUAAAUUGGAUGUCAAGGAUAAGAAAGGACCACAGCUACCUCCUCGUGCAGUGAAAGUCACCAACAAAUACCUUGCGUUGACCAAUGAACGGGCGUCUGAUUUGCUCAAGUUGGUAGAUACCACAGUGGACAAGACAAUAGUUAACAAGCGUUUAAACCAGGAAACAUUUGGUACGUUGGUGGCAUACCUCAAUCUUCUCGUUGCGUUGAAGCGAGAGUUGAAAGAUAAUGCAGAAUUUGAAAAAUUGGUCAAGAAAACAACUCAAUUGGUGGAUUCGGCCGAAAAGGAGAUUAGAGAUGAAAAGGAGUCCAGAGGUCUUACUGAGAAGAAUGCAGUUGGCAUUUUACGAGUUAGCCUUGACAGACUCAAUGUAUAA
Meyerozyma guilliermondii ATCC 6260 is the source of this 1992-nucleotide messenger RNA. It is a transcript of the gene YBP1, whose product is annotated as Ybp1p. Gene Ontology annotation, cellular component: cytoplasm. NCBI's taxonomy places the organism in Eukaryota, Fungi, Ascomycota, Pichiomycetes, Serinales, Debaryomycetaceae. The record is from RefSeq and is a predicted model, not a curated record. The coding region runs from base 1 to 1992 and encodes 663 amino acids. Gene Ontology annotation, biological process: cellular response to oxidative stress. The transcript has a single exon.